Molecule: messenger RNA, 613 nt
Organism: Pseudomyrmex gracilis
Lineage: Eukaryota; Metazoa; Arthropoda; Insecta; Hymenoptera; Formicidae
Product: 40S ribosomal protein S18-like
Exons: 4
Coding region: 106-564 (152 amino acids)
Biological process (GO): translation
Cellular component (GO): ribosome; cytosol; small ribosomal subunit
Molecular function (GO): RNA binding; structural constituent of ribosome
Source: RefSeq, a predicted model, not a curated record
CAAAGUGUCGAUAAUGCAGAUCGAAAGCAGCAUGUGAGUCUCUUUCGUAUCACUUGCACAAGAAGUAAAAGAGUAUCAAAGCUGGUAACUUUCGAAUACGGCAAAAUGUCACUCGUGAUUCCCGAGAAAUUUCAGCACAUUCUUCGUGUGAUGGGCACGAACAUCGACGGUAACAGAAAAGUCAUGUUCGCCAUGACCGCGAUCAAGGGUGUUGGUCGACGAUACGCCAACAUUGUCCUGAAGAAAGCUGAUAUCGACUUGGACAAGAGAGCCGGAGAGUGCUCAGAGGAAGAAGUAGAAAAAAUUGUCACUAUUAUGGCCAAUCCAAGGCAGUACAAGAUUCCAGACUGGUUUCUCAACAGACAGAAAGAUAUCGUUGACGGAAAGUACUCGCAGCUUACAAGUGCCAACUUGGACUCGAAGUUGCGUGAGGACUUGGAAAGAAUGAAAAAGAUCAGGGCGCACAGAGGUCUGCGUCACUACUGGGGUCUCCGUGUGCGUGGUCAGCACACGAAAACGACCGGUCGUCGCGGACGCACGGUCGGUGUGUCCAAGAAGAAAUAAUUUCAUGUGUUUUAUGUAUAUUAUCUUAAAAUAAAAUUUUGAACUUCGA